Geodia barretti is the source of this 2280-nucleotide messenger RNA. NCBI's taxonomy places the organism in Eukaryota, Metazoa, Porifera, Demospongiae, Tetractinellida, Geodiidae. The record is from the annotation of a GenBank genome assembly.
AUGGGUUUCGUCCACUGGAUACUAAUCUCAGUUACUACUCUACUUCGAGUUUCCACUGCGGACACUGCUGUUACUGUGCGAAAUGUAACACUUCUGGUGUUGGCACCUUACGGGGGUGGGUACGAGGGCCAGGGCGAGCCUGGCUGGAAGGCCGGGCCUGCCGUCGUCCCCGCCGUGAGACUGGCCGUCGAUCGCAUCAAUAACAGGACAGACGUUCUCCCGGGAUACCACGUCCAACUACUGGAGGAAAAUUCUGGCUGCGAACACAGUCUCGGAACCAUGUACAAGUUCGCGACGAGCGUAGUGCUAAAGAGAUCGUCCUCAAACGUGGUGGGAGUUAUUGGACCAGGGUGUUCUGAGUCAACUCUACUCGUCGGUAAACUGGGAGCCAGAGACGGUAUUAGUCUCAUCCAGAUAUCACCUGCAGCAACUUCGCCUCAGCUAACUGACACCGUCAAAUAUCGCAACACGUUCCGCAUGCUCAGCACUGCCCUCCAACACAUUGGGGUUGUCACUCAGCUCAUGGCUCUCAACUCGUGGGAGAACGUGGCCGUACUAUACGACAAUAGCCGUGUGUUCUUUCGCCUACAGUCGGAAAUGUUAUUAGCUGCCCAACCCUCAAAGAUAGGUUUCGAAUCAGCAAUUGAUAGCACUCACUACCCACUUGGGAGCAUCGAGGCACGUUAUAAGGUCAUUAUUCUCAUUGCUGGAGGCGAAAUGAUGAAGGAGGUGAUGUGUUUAGCUUACCACCACACACCAAAACUCGUUUAUCCUGUAUAUCAGUGGAUAAUGGUCGAUUAUUCGAAGCAUGGAUUAACUUCAAGCAUUGGCUUCAGGCACAGCGGAAAGUUUUACAACUGCACGCGUGAAAUAAUGAAGGAAGCCUUGGAAGGAACAAUCUUAACGUAUUUUCAAUUCACUUCUCAGCAACAAGAAGACAAAUUAUUACUCAAUGAUGUCGACCUAACACUUGAGCACUACCAGGAACUCUAUCAGCAAUACCUGAGAGAAUAUUUGGCAGAAUUGAGGCAGAACGACAGGGACUACUCUUACGAACCAGAUGCUGAAGACUAUGCUGUGUCCUACUAUGACUCUACCUGGGCUCUUACACUAGCAAUCAAUGUCUCGCUGGAGAAAAUAUCACUGACAGAUUACACGUUUGGCCAACCUCACACUACAAAGAUCAUCAGACAGCAAUUGGGAGACCUAAAAUUUGAUGGAUUAAUGGGAAACAUUUCCUUCAACAGCACCACACAGGACUCUAAUACUCCAGUCAACAUUAACCAAUGCAUUAAAGGGGAAUGUAAUUCGAUUGGGGUGUAUGAUGGAACGACAUUGGAUUUGACUUCCACGGAGGCAAAGUUUGUGUCUGAAAUAUUCCACAAUGCUGUUAUUGGUGUUAACCACGCAGUGGCAGUCAUUGCCCUUGCUACUUCCAUCCUAUUAGCAGUUUACACAGCGUGCCUUCAUGCCAUAUUCAUCGCUUUCCAAAGACACCAGUCAAUCAAGGCAGCAAGUUUCACUCUGUCUCACUUUAUGUUUUCCGGUUGCUACCUUCUCCUUUGUCAAGCAUUUUUUACAUUAGCAGCAUUCUCCUAUGGCUGGGAGACUAAAACUGCAGCUGAUAUUCACAAUCGGGAUGUUUCCCUCGGUGUCAUCUGCAACAUCAACGAAUGGCUCAACAGCAUUGGCAUGUCCCUGAUACUGAGCACACUAUGUGUGAAGUUGUGGAGGGUGUAUCGCAUCUUCAGUUAUUUCAAUACAAGGAGCUACCUCAUAUCUGAUCUGAGCCUGACUUUGUUCAUUGUUGUGGUGGUGACUGUGAAUGUUGUCAUCCUUGUUCUCUGGACUACAGUUGAUCCCCUCCUUGCAACAUUUGAACAACAAGGCAUUGAAUAUGAUGGAGAAGAUGAGCCUGUGCUGUUAGUGCGAGUGUCUUGUCACUGCCAGUACUACAAUCUAUGGAUUGCCAUUAUAUACUCUGUACUUCUCCUUCUACUGACUUCCGUUGUGGUUCUGUCGUCACUGAAUCGUCGCAUAAGCAGAAGAAACUUCCGGACGGCCAAAUCAGUGAAUCUCAUGGUCUAUAUGAUUGCCCCAACAUAUUUCCUUGGGAAUGGACUGGCGUUCAAGUUGCAGUCACUUGAUAUUCACUACACAUACGUGCUGUGGCAGUUUUCUCUGCUCUCUAUCGUGUGCCUAGUGUGUGGCUUCAUGUUCACCCCCCCAGCCUACAUCGCUGUGAGAGUGAGCUUCUUGACACCCUACACAAAGAGAUAA